UCGCGGCGGGCGUGGUAGGGGCAUGGUCCUACCGGCCUGGAUGACCCAAAACAAGGGGGUUCAGCCGGUAGCGGGCGGCCUAGGGUCGGACAAGGCCGUCGCCGCCGGCAUGACGGUGCAGGAGCAGCAGCGCGCACCGGGCGGCCUUCAGGAUGCGGCGCUCUCUCGGUUCUCGCAGGCGCCACGCGCCCCUGCUCCGGCUCCGGCGUCCACGAAGCCGCCCCCUUCGGUGGGAGGGGCUAGACCCGGGGCUCCUUCGGGCGCCCCGCCUGGGGCCCCGCCAAAUGCUCCGCCUGGGGCUCCACCAACUGCUCCGCCUGUUGCCCCUCCAACCGCUCCGCCUGGUGCCCCGCCUGGGGCUCCGCCUGGGGCUCCGCCUGGGGCUCCGCCUGGGGCUCCGCCUGGGGCGCCCCCGAGAGGUGCACCCCCCACGAGGCCACCGGGACGUGCUGGUUUGGGGUUCACCCCGCCGCCGGGCGCCGCCCCGGCUCAGCGUGCGACGUCGAGCUUUAGUUCCCCGCCUGUCAGCCGAGGCGCUCCUCCGCCGGUUUCGGCCCAGCAACCGCCGCCGCAGCAGCAGCAGCAGCAGCGCCAGCCGCAGCAGCGCCAGCCGCAGCAGCACCAACAGCUGCACCAACAGCACCACCAACAGCACCACCCCAACCAGGCGGCUCCUAUGUACAGCAUGCCCCCACAACAGCACCACCCCAUGUACCCCUACGGCCAGCAGCCCCCGGCCAUGGGCGGGGUGCCCCCCAUAAUGAUGGUGCCGCCGUACGGCCGUCCGCCCAUGGCGCCCGGGAUGGCCCCGCCGCGCUUGGCCCCGCCGCCGGUGGCCCCGGUUGCUCACGGGUGGACGGAGCACAAGGCUCCGGACGGAAGGCCGUACUACUACAACUCCAUCACGCGCGUCAGCUCGUACGACAAGCCGGUGGAGCUUAAGACGCCCCAGGAGAAAGCAGCGGCGGCUGUGGCGGCUGCGGCCGCCGCUCAGACUUCUGCGUCCUCCUCCCCUGCCGCCAAGCCGACCACCCCGGUCGUGAUCGCCGCCGCCGCCACGGGGCCGACCGUAAAGUCUUCCCCGAUGUCGGCGGCGAACCCUGCCACUAGCGCGGCCCCCGCCGUGGUCGCCACCGUCGCCGCUGUCGCCACUGCCACCCCUGCUGCCAAGGCCACUACCGCUGCUACUUCCCCGGCUCCUGCGGCGAUAGUCCCUCCCGUGGCGCCCAAGCCAGCGGCUCCGGUGGCUCCGGUGGUGAUCCCCAAGUGCAAGUGGAAGGCCUACGACGGCCCCGGCGGUCGCAAGUACUACAGCGACGGGAAGGCCUCGGUGUGGGACAAGCCCAAGGAGCUCAAGGACUACGAGGCGGCCGUGGCCGCGGCUGCCGCCGCCGAGAAGCUGAAGGCUGCCGCCGCCGCCGCCGCCCAGCCCCCCACCGCCGCCCCCGCUGCCGCAGAAACGGCGGCCGGUUCCCCCGCUGCGUCUACAAUGGACGCCGGCGUCGGCGCUCGCGCUCGCGCUGCUGCCGCCGCCGCCGCCGGCGGUGAGGCCGCAGAAACGGCCGCGGCCGUCGAGGUGAAGGCUGAGCCCGAGCCUGCGGUUGAGCUGGUGGGCUUCGGAGGGGCUAACGGGGUGGCCCUUAAGCUUGUUGAGACGCCGGAGCCGGAGAAGGCGGCGUCUCCGUCUGAGAGCAGUGCGAAUGGCACUGGCGGCGGGAAGAACAAGGGGGGAAAGAAGGGCAAGCCCGCGGUGGCGAAGGUGGAGUACAACACCGAGGAGGAGAAGAAGGAGGCCUUCGUGGAGAUGCUCAAGGAGUGCGAGGUCACCAGCACAACCAAGUGGCCUGAGACCCAGCGGUACUGUCAGUCCGAUCCCCGGUGGGAGCUCCUGAGGAAGGGCUCUCGCCGCCAGAUAUGGACGGAAUACCAAAACAAGAGGCGGAAGGAAGAAGCCGAGGAGAAGCGAUCCAAGGCGAAGAAGGCUCGCAUGGGUUUCAUGAAGAUGCUCGCCCAGAACACGCAGAUCGACGGCCGGUCGCGCUGGGACGAGGCGGAGCGUACCCUUCGCGACGACGCUCGAUUUAAGGCCGUGCCCGACUCUGCCGACAGGGAGGACCUGUUCAACGAGUUCGUGGAGGCCUUGACCAAGAAGGAAAAGGAGGACCGUCGUGCCGCCCAGAAGCUGGCCUCCGAGCGUUUCGUGGAGUUCCUCGAGGCGGAGUACCUGUCCCUCGGCAUCACCUUCCGGACCACCUGGCGCGACUCGAGGGACGUGAUCGAGCGCAAGGCCCCCGCAGAGACGGACGUGCUCGAAGACAGCGACCGCCGCAGGCUGCUGGACGACCUCGUCACCAAGCUCUGCAAGGCCGAGGACGAGCGCAAGGCGAGGGAGAGGGACGAGCGGAGGAGGCAGGACCGCCUCCGCCGAGAGGACUUCAAGGAGUUCCUCCAGGGCAUGGUGGAGGAGAACGCCAUCACGGCGGACACGACGUGGAAGGACCUGAAGCGGUCGAUCGAGGAGGAGGACGCCUACAAGGCCAUGGACGACCAGCCCGGCGGCGCCCGGGACGUUUUCGACGACAUCGUGGCCGACCUUCGGCGGCAGUUCCGUGACGACAAGAGGUGCGUCGAGGCCCUCAUGGAGGAGGCCAAGUUUGUCGUGACGCCGGAGACGAAGCAGCUCGAGUUCGAGGCUGCCCUUCUCGCCCACGAGGACGACAAGUGCGCCGAGUACGAGCAGAAACAGAAGGCCGCUAAGGAGGCCGCCACCGCUUCCGGCAAGGGCGAGGGCAAGGAUGACGGCAGCAAGGAGAAGUCGAACGGGAAGGGUAAGGACAAGGACGGCAGUGAGGAUGGCAGCAGGAGAGGCCGCAGCCGCAGCAGGAGCCGCAGCCGGAGCGGGAACAGGAGGCGCAGGAGCAGCAGGAGCCGCAGCCGUAGCGAUAGCAGGAGCCGCAGCAGGAGCGGGAGCAGGGGCCGAGGAGGAGGCAAGGUGUCCCGCAGGAGGGAACGGAGGGACAGGGGGGACAAGAAAGACAAAGCGGCGGACGACCCCCCUCCCAAGAGGGUGUUCCAGGAGAUCCUGGACAAGAGGGCGGUCAACCUCGGCAUCGUUUUCGAAGCUCUGGUUGAGAAGGCCCAAGUCAAGCGCAAGGAAGAGGAGCGCCAGCGCGAGCGUCGCGAGAAGAAGUUUGGCGACCUUCUUGAGGACUAUUUCUACCGCUCCGAUCACGUGGACAUCGACUGGGAGCAGGGCCGGGAAAAGAUCGGGAAGCACUCCGUGGUUAAAGAGAUGGAGGAGGACGACUGCAAGCGCAUGUUCGAUGAGCACAUGUCGAUGCUGAAGGAGAAGAUGGCCAAGAAGGCCGCUCGGCAGGAACAGAUGCGCCUGGAGAGAGAGGCCAAGCGCAAGGAGCGCGAGGAACGCGAGAAGGAGGAGCGCGACAGGCGCUCUUCGAAACGGGGGCGGUCAUCGUCUAGAUCCUACUCGGACAGGUCCUACUCCAGAUCCAGAUCUCGCUCGCGCGGCAGCAGCAGAAGCGAUCGCAGGUCGAGGUCUCGUUCGGUGUCGAGGUCCCGGUCCCUGGACUCGAGGGGCCGCUCCAGAGACCGCAAGCACCACAGCAGCAGCCACAAGAAGUCGAAGAAGAGGCACAGGAGCCGCUCGCCCGACUCGCCGUACCAGUCUUACUCGGCCCCCGUCGAGAAGCACAAGAAGGAGAAGAAGAAGUCCAAGAAGAACAAGAAGGACAAAAAGGACAAGCGCGACAAGGACAAGGAUCGCCACUCCUCCAAGCACGGCGACAAGGAGAGCAAGGACAAGCAUGCCUCCGCGGCAGCCUCCAACUCCCGCAAGGACUCUAUGGCUGUCGACUCUGCCGAUGAUGAGGAAGGUCAGGUUGACGUUAACAAGGGCAAGAAGGAGAAGGAGAAUGGCGAGGGGGCCUCUCCUGCCACCAAGCGACCGCGCGUUGGAGCGGACAAGGUGGCGGAUGCUGGUGGUGAUGGUCAUGGUGAUGGUGGAGACGGUUCUCGGGAGAAGAGGGUGGCCGCACUGGAACGCGCGCACAAGGUGGAAGAGAACGGGAACGGUAGCGCCCCUGUCCCCUUGUGAGCUAUAGUAGUUGUCACAGAAUCUGUAGCAAACCCGCAGUCGGCCAGUGAUCGAUCGACCGGUUUUUGAUGGGUGCCAUGUUCGGGGUUGGAUCGGUUCGCUUGCUGUAUUCUAGGUGGGCGGGGGCUGGGGAGGGGGCGGGUUGAUGCUGUGCGCUUUUUGUUUUUGUUUGCUGCGGGUGUGGUCUGAGUGAAAGAAAGGGGAGUUUGUGACUCAAAUGUUGGAGGUACCAAAACCAAACCUGACACGAUGAGGGGGUGGGGCGGGGGCGGCUCGGACAUGUAGACCGAAUCACUCGUACAGGGUCUUUCAUCAGGGCGAUGCUACGAUACACACUGGAUGGUUUGUUUUCGUGGUCUGUAGGUUAAAGCACUAGACAGCUGGCGUUGACUUCUCUUUUGGUAAAAAGUGUUGGAUGCGCGGGAUAAUCCAAGCUCUCCGGGCAAGCGUGGUGUUGAUGAAGGGCCGCGCCAUUUGUGACCAUGCCUAGUACGAUGAAGGGCGGGAAAACUGGCUGAAGGUGGACAUCUUUCGUAUCAGCCUGUCGUGGGGUUUUACAUGAAACGAGUAACGGCGGAUAGGAUGUAGUCAUGCACAGGCUUUGGGUAUAGCAUGGAGACAGAAAAAUUGAGAAUAUUUGUGACACUGGUGAUGAUGUUAUGUCGUGUUUUGUGCACGUUUUCCAAGGGUUUCCGACCCUUGUUGGUGCAUCUCAAUAAUCUCAGUCAUCUCAAUCAUCCUUGCUCGGGGACGGACGAUCCAGGCAAACGCUUCAUAUGGUUCAUAUGGUACACGCAGCAGGGUUGGCGUUACAAUUUUGGUGAAUCCAGCAACGACGCUUGAAACACAGCACUCA
Ectocarpus sp. CCAP 1310/34 is the source of this 4970-nucleotide messenger RNA. The record is from the annotation of a GenBank genome assembly. Lineage: Eukaryota; Phaeophyceae; Ectocarpales; Ectocarpaceae.